Molecule: messenger RNA, 450 nt
Organism: Pseudogymnoascus verrucosus
Lineage: Eukaryota; Fungi; Ascomycota; Leotiomycetes; Thelebolales; Thelebolaceae
Exons: 3
Coding region: 55-405 (116 amino acids)
Cellular component (GO): mitochondrion; cytosol
Molecular function (GO): deaminase activity
Source: RefSeq, a predicted model, not a curated record
CAUUUUCUAUCUUGACAUUAUCUCUAAAAGAGUCACUUGUAAACAUUAGCAACAAUGUCACGGCAACUUAUUUCCAGCGAGAAAUUCCCUCCAAAGCCUCAUAACUGCCCUGCUGUCAAGGUCCCCGGUCUCGUCUUCUGUGCAGGUCAAACAGCCACGGGAGAAAUUAAACAAGCGACAAUAACCGCUUUACAAAACCUCAAGGAAGUUCUCGAGCUUUCAGGGUCGUCGCUUGAACAAGUUGUCAAGUACAAUGUCUAUCUCGCCGACAUAAAAGAUUUUGCCGCAAUGAAUGAGGCAUACAUUGAUUUCUUGCCACAGCCUAUGCCAUCACGCUCGUGCCUUCAGGCCGUCGCGCCAGGAAAUGGGACGGUCAUUGAGAUCGAAUGUAUUGCACAGGCUUGAGACCUGGCCUUUGUAAGGCUAAAAUAAAUAGAAUAAAUACCGAAG